AAUUUUUCUUUUUAUAUUUACUUUUUCUUUUCUCCUUAAAGAAAGUAAACAAACAAAGUCAUAGAUAUAAUCAUGGUUUCUCGUACCCACAAAUCAUUUUAUAUACCCACAUUUGGAGACCAAACAAUUGGAAACAGCAUCAAUAUCUAGUUCCAAUGUCACAACAUCUUAUAAUAGUGCUACCUUAGCUGUGAAAAUAACACUACCACUUUCAAGUUUCAACUUCUACUAUGUUCUAAUCUCAUUUCAACUCCUCAUUAUUUUGCUUGCUAUAUUUCAAGGUGAUUUUGGUGAUGGAGGAGAGACCAGAAACAGAACUGAUAUCAAUACCAGCGACACCAAGAGUGUCGACACCAGAAAUACUGACACCAUCAGGACAAAGGUCACCAAGACAAGGAUCAAAGGAAGCUAAAUCAUCAAAUGCAUGGACACCAACAUCUUUCAUAUCACCAAGGUUUUUGAGUCCAAUAGGAACACCAAUGAAAAAAGUGCUUAUAAAUAUGAAGGGUUAUUUGGAAGAAGUUGGUCAUCUUACUAAACUUAAUCCUCAAGAUGCAUGGCUUCCUAUUACCGAGUCUCGUAAUGGAAAUGCUCAUUACUCUACUUUUCAUAAUCUCAAUGCUGGUGUUGGUUUUCAAGCUCUUGUUUUGCCUGUUGCUUUUGCUUAUCUUGGCUGGAGUUGGGGAAUUAUUUCAUUAACCGUGGCAUACUGUUGGCAAUUAUACACCUUAUGGAUUUUGGUUCAACUCCAUGAAGCAGUUCCAGGUAAAAGGUACAACAGAUAUGUGGAGCUAGCUCAAGCUGCAUUUGGGGAGCGGUUAGGAGUAUGGCUUGCACUUUUCCCGACAGUUUAUUUAUCAGCAGGAACUGCAACAGCUUUGAUUCUCAUUGGAGGGGAAACCAUGAAACUGUUCUUCCAAAUAGUUUGUGGUCCAACAUGUACCUCAAAUCCUUUAACCACAGUGGAGUGGUACCUUGUUUUCACAUCUCUAUCCAUUGUCCUUUCUCAGCUUCCAAACCUCAAUUCAAUUGCAGGACUGUCACUAAUAGGGGCUGUUACUGCCAUUACAUACUCAACCAUGGUUUGGGUUCUCUCUGUGAGCCAACAAAGGCCACCCUCUAUCUCUUAUGAACCUUUAUCACUGACGGCACCUUCAUCUUCAUUAUUUCUUGCAUUGAACGCACUUGGAAUUGUAGCAUUUUCUUUCCGAGGUCACAAUUUGGUCUUAGAAAUUCAGGCUACAAUGCCUUCGACGUUUAAGCACCCGGCUCGUGUGCCAAUGUGGAAAGGAGCCAAGGUUGCUUAUUUCUUCAUCGCAAUGUGCCUAUUUCCUAUGGCCAUUGGAGGCUUUUGGGCCUAUGGGAACCAAAUGCCUAAUGGAGGGAUUCUGACAGCACUAUAUGCAUUUCACAGUCAUGACAUUUCAAGAGGAAUUCUUGCCCUAGCAUUCCUUCUUGUAGUGUUCAGCUGUUUGAGCAGUUUCCAGAUAUACUCAAUGCCUGCUUUUGACAGUUUUGAAGCCGGCUACACAAGUAGAACGAACCGUCCUUGCUCGAUAUGGGUUCGGUCAGGUUUUCGAGUUUUCUUUGGAUUUGUGUCCUUUUUCAUAGGAGUAGCACUUCCUUUCCUUUCAAGUCUUGCUGGUUUGUUAGGAGGACUCACUCUUCCGGUCACUUUCGCAUAUCCUUGUUUCAUGUGGGUUCUUAUUAAACAGCCAACAAAAUAUAGCUUCAGUUGGUAUUUCAAUUGGGGUCUUGGUUGGUUAGGAGUUGCCUUUAGCUUGGCCUUUUCUAUUGGAGGUAUUUGGAGUAUGGUCAACGAUGGACUCAAAUUGAAAUUCUUCAAGCCUAAUUAAGUUUUCAUCAGCACGUACACUUCGUAUUGAAUGUGUGUUCUGUGUCCACACAUGUCAGUGUUCGACACCAAUACGACACUGACACAAUUGGUUACAUUGAACUAUUUUCUUUUCUCAAAUUACUACCGACGUGUCAAUGUAACUGUGUAAGUGUCAUGUCCGGUUUCUGCUUUCAGUGUUAUAGGUUUUAAGCUUGUUAUGUUAAUGUUUAGAAUUUAAAAUGAUGAUUGUUUGUAUUCAUAUUUGUUGACACCUUUAGAAGAAAAACAAAACACUGGUCUAAUAUGUUUCAAUUUGUAACCUCUUGUGAGUUUAAGAAGUGAAAGAUAAAAUUCCUCAAGGAAAUUUGAUUGGUCUAAA
This is a messenger RNA of Trifolium pratense (red clover), 2216 nucleotides long. RefSeq names its product lysine histidine transporter-like 8. The record is from RefSeq and is a predicted model, not a curated record. The transcript has 6 exons. Bases 294 to 1856 code for a protein of 520 amino acids. Lineage: Eukaryota; Viridiplantae; Streptophyta; Magnoliopsida; Fabales; Fabaceae. Gene Ontology annotation, cellular component: plasma membrane.